GUUUGAACUCUCUCUGCCUCAGGAAAGAUGCUGAUGUAGAGGAACAGACCGCAAGCUGAAACGUAUAUAUAAAAAAGUCAAGAGCAGAGAGACAAGAUGACGGCCAUCGAGAGUAAAGAAGAGAUCAGCGACACGGACAGUGGGAUUAUCCUACACUCCGGUCCCGACAGCCCCACGUCCCCAGUGAAGGACCUCACCACCCACACCAGAGCCCUGAAGCUGAAGCACCAAUCUCUGGAGGAGCGUUUGGAGAUCUGCCUGCUGGAGCUCCGAAAACUCUGCAUCAGGGAGGCAGAGCUGACAGGUGUACUGCCCUCAGACUAUCCAAUGAUGCCAGAUGAGAAGCCACCACGUGUUCGGAGGAGAAUUGGUGCUUCAUUCAAGCUGGAUGAAGGUCUGAUCCAUCUAGAUAAACAGGACUCAGAGUUGCAAGCGCUAGAAACUGAAUUGGCCCUUCAGCGGCAGAUUUUUGAGGCAGCCCGCAAACUCUCGCUUGAGGAGAACCUCAGUAAGCCACAGAAGAAGGGCCGGCUGCAGCAGUGCAAGAGGGAGGAGAAGAAAGUGAAGGAACUGCAGCAGGCCGUGUUCCAGCAUAGAAUCAAGAGUGAGUGCAACUCACCAAGUGUCAGCAGCCAGAACAAAGAUCUGUGCAUGUCUGAUGACAGCUCACUCUCCGAUGUGGUGGCUCUGGAUGAUGAUGUGGACAUAUCCAGCCCCCUUUCACCUCCAGUGUUGGAUGCUUCAUAUUCAGAUCCCCUUCAGCUGUCAGCCCAGACUGUGCAGACAUCGCACCAGUCCUCAAGCGAGCUCAGUGUGGAGCACGAGCCUGCUCCCAUCCAGAAUUCCCCUUGGAAGGAGUCCAGUCUGGACCAGCCUUACCAAAAGGCCACCAAACCUCAGUCUGCCUGCAGCAGCAGGUCCAGUAGCCCAGCAGCAGCCCAGGUGUCUGCAGAGAGCAUCAGGAUUCCUCUCACUCAGUUUGUCAAAAACUCUGCCCUGCGUCACAGCAGCUCCACCAGCGCCCCCUCCACCCCGGAGCUGUUCAUACGCCGGCAGUACUCCCAGUCCUUCAGACUUCCAAAAAGAAAGCCAUCUGACGUGGAGCGUUUCAGCUCAGAGAGCAGUCGAGGUCGAGCUAGGCUGCCCCAGCGACGCUGCGUGGCUGACUUCAUGGUGCGCUCUCCGGAGUACUCUCCUCUGCGUCCUUACCAGUCCGGCUCUGAGGACAGCAGCUCAGAGCACUCGUCAUCCUCUAGCAUUAGCUCUCCUGGCAGGGAGAAGCCGACUGAGAUCCCAAAGCUCUGCCCACCGCCUUACGGAUUCCACUUUGGAGCACAGAAGAAAGGAGUCUCUCAUUUCCCCAGUAUGCACAAAAAUACGAGCACCAGCUAUGUUAAGGCAGCGGCGGAAGAUGGACCCCUCUCCCCGCAAGCUCCAGACAUGGGGAAGUGCUUCAUCUCUACUGUGGCACGCAGCACUCAGCAACGACAGUGGCAGGAGGGGACACCUUCACCGAGAAGCAUCUUAAAGCCCCCUCCGCCUUACACCAGGCUCGUGCGGACGCCCUCGCUGAAAGAGUACCCAAACCACGCCGUGAGGCUGCUGCCCCGGGAGGUCGUAUCAGAGGAGCUGAAAUCGUGGCAUCAAAGGAAUCAGCUACAGAAGCUACUGCCAAGCUGCGGGGAACAGCAGAGCGUUACGAGCCCCAUUUCACCUCACCUGCCUCCUUUUGCACAGGGUUCAGGUAAUGUGGUUCUCCAGAGGGCUGUAGACGGGACUCCCCUUCAGUGGUUUGUAGCCGAGGAUGCUGAGAUUGUGAGCCAGGUGUAGCUGACACGCCUAAAACCCCCUGCAGUAUGAUGACUCAUUCCUUUAUUUAUUAAGUCUUUGGCCUCUCUGUGAGAUUGUUUGUUGACAUAAUGCAGAAAACGUGGACCUGUUGGUAUCACUGAUUAAUUUAAUGUAAGGUGGUAUGCCAGUUUUAUUUAUUUGGUAAGAGAUCUGAGGUGAAAUGAAUCUGAGUCCCUACAGUUUCAUAGCUUAUUUCAACAAAGACCAUAAACUUGCUGUUGUUUGAAGACCUUUUUUUGUGGCUGGAACACAUUUUGCACAUGCAGUUCACCCACAGUAGAUUUAAAAUAGCUUUCCUCAUUUCUAAUAUAAUUUGUGACUUAUAUUCUAUAUUUAUUAUUUAAAGACCCCCCCCCCCUUCCUUUGCAACAUAGACUUAUCACUAAAACUAUGAUACGCCACCUAUGAGCACGCACAGCAAUGAGUUUUUAAAGGUAUAUGUGUAGAUAUACAUAGUGAAAUCUGUCUGAUAAUGAUGUGAAGUGAGCUGAAUCUUAACAUUUGAAUCUUGCUUAUUAACUCCUAUUAACCACUGAUGCCUUUAAGGGCAAUUUUGGUGAAAGUUUUCACUGCAGUAUGGUGUUUCUUACUAACCGAGUGAUUGUAUCAGUUUUGAUA
This is a messenger RNA of Pelmatolapia mariae (spotted tilapia), 2469 nucleotides long. It is a transcript of the gene inavaa, whose product is annotated as innate immunity activator a. The transcript has 10 exons. Gene Ontology annotation, biological process: adherens junction maintenance; positive regulation of protein ubiquitination. Bases 97 to 1830 code for a protein of 577 amino acids. NCBI's taxonomy places the organism in Eukaryota, Metazoa, Chordata, Actinopteri, Cichliformes, Cichlidae. The record is from RefSeq and is a predicted model, not a curated record.